This is a messenger RNA of Acanthamoeba castellanii str. Neff, 2733 nucleotides long. RefSeq names its product BTB/POZ domain containing protein. The transcript is spliced from 13 exons. Gene Ontology annotation, molecular function: protein binding. Lineage: Eukaryota; Discosea; Longamoebia; Acanthamoebidae. The record is from RefSeq and is a predicted model, not a curated record. Gene Ontology annotation, cellular component: nucleus; cytoplasm. The annotation marks the transcript as partial.
AUGCUGGGCGAUGACAUUUAUCAUCUCAUCCAGCGCGGGGAUUACGAGGAUGACCUGAAUCGGGUGCUUGCGGUGGGGUUCCCGGUGGAUAAGCCCGACUACACGGGGUGGACGGCCCUCCACUAUGCCGCCCACAUGGGGCGCACGGGCUGCCUCUCGACCCUGCUCGAGUGCGGGGCCGACGUCAACGCGCUCACGUCACGCGAGGGCCAGACGGCCCUGUUCCUGGCCGCUCGCGGCGGCCACCUGCCCUGCGUACAGCUGCUCCACGCCUACCACCGCUGGGCCGUGGCCGAAGCCACCCAGCUCGGUCGGGCAGCUGCUGUCGAAGACGCAGAGCAGCUGCUGCCUGCCGCCGCAGGCCUGGACACGAGCGGCACCGCAGAGGAGGAGUUCGGCCGGUGGACGCCGCUACAUAUCGCCGUGCAUUGCGACCAGGUGAGCUGUGCGCACUACCUGAUGGCGCAUUCGCUGGUAGACAUCAAUGCCAGGGACUAUUACGAUCGUACGGCCUUGCAGCUGCUCAUCGAAAAGAGACUCAACCCCGCUCUCACCGUGUGGAUGGUCCUUCGUGGCGCACGCGUGCUGUCCAAGCCCAGCGCGCCGCCCAUGUGGGACUCGACGAAGCUGGACCUGGACCACAUGGUGGACACUUUCGACCCCACCGUGAAGCAGUGGAGCUCUCGCGCUAACGAGAAGGUCGCCAUGGCCCAGCCGCAACACGACGCUUGUUUCGUGGUCGAAGGGAAGCGACUCUACGCCGAAAGGGCAGUGCUGUGCGCCCGCUCCACGUUCUUUGCCGGCAUGUUCGGCUCGUCGAUGAAAGAGGCUGUCGAGGGCGAGGUGGAGCUGGAGAGCACCUACAACGCCGUCUUUGCCAUGCUCGAGUGGAUGUACACCGGUUGCAUAUCCACAGAUAACUUUGACGACAUUCUCCAGCUAUGGCAGAGCAGUCACAUGUACGACAUGGAGGCGCUGCAAAAUUAUUGCCAGAAGCGGCUGCUCAAGCUGUUCGAGGCGCGAAGCAAGCAGCUGGGCGAUCACUCGGCCCAGGAGACGUGGAACUACGCGCUGGCACUCUUCAAGGCCACCGAAGGAGGAAGCUCUUUCGAUAGUGCGCUCAAAGCGAUAAGCGGCAUCUACCUAUUGGGUCACCUGGAAGCCGUGCUUCAGAGGGGAGACCCCAUCGCUUUCGUGGGGCGGCUGUUCGCAGCUGUGGAGCGGAAGGCCUACGACCCCGCAUCGUAUCCAACUCUGCCGGAGAUCGAGGCCGAGAUCGCCUUCUUUCGCAGGUACAAGCGGCUCCCCAAGGGCCAGAGGGAGAUCAUCAACGUGCAGGAGAUGGAAGAGAGGAAGAAGGGCAAGUGCCUCCUGUGGUUUGAAGAGGCGACGAGCGAGGGAGUCGAAGGCUGGCGCGAGACGCUCGCCCAGCUCCGGAUGCUGCGCCAGCUCGAAGAGGACUGCUUCUUCUUCGACGGGCGGAAGCCGCACCGCUGCUUCGAUCUCAUUGCAGGCACCGGGAUGGGCGGCGUAGCAGCGAUCUGCCUCGGUCGGGCACAAAUGGCGGUACCUGCAGUGGAGGCGCUGGUGUGCGAACUGGUUGCGGCCGCGGGUGACCUGGGAGGAGGAGGGUCGUGGCUUUCAUACGUCGGCGGUAUGAUGGACUGGGGCGGCGAGACCACACGCGCGCACUUAGCGCAGCGCGUGCGCGAGAUCGUGGAGCGACAUCUGGCAGCUUCCCACCAGUCCCAGCAGUCGCUCUCGCUGGUGGGUCUCACCGAUGACUACGACCACCUGCGCCUGUGCGAGAUGCAAGACCUAGACGAGGAGACGCACCCCAGGGACGACCGGGUCAAGGUACUAGUCAUAGCGAAGCGUGCCGGUGCCAGCAAGGACGUCAGUCGAGCCGACAACAGGCGCGAACUCUUCCUCAAGCUCUACGGCGACCGAGUGGCUGCGCGAUCGGGCAGUAGCGAAGCUGGGGUGAACCUGACCGACGUGAUCGUGGCCGCCCUGGCUGCCGCGUCGCCCGGCCUGUUGAACCCAGUGAAGCUCGCCGAUGUGGUGGUGGGCGGUGAUGGAGCCCAAGGCGCCAGCAGUGGUCUGGGCGGUCGGGGACGCGACACGCUGCUCGCGGAGAUGCAGAAGCUGUGGCCGCGGUGGGAGCUCAAGCUGCUCCUCUCGCUGGGGUCCGACCAGGCGCCGGCAUCCGCCCAGUCGUCGUCGUCGUGGUCUUCGCCUUCGUUGCUCCCGUGGGCGUGGUCGGUGCUGGCCGACCACAUGUCCUCGUUUGCCGGCUACGUGAGUCGCGAUCGGGGCAAGAACGUGUGGGACAAGGCUCACGAGCGAUGCCUCGACCGCACCAACGCCGACGAUGCGGGCUACACGGUCGGUGACAAGGUGGCCACCGUGCUGGCCGUGGAGGGCUGGCGACCGCUACGUUCAUGCGACUACGACGACGACGACAAGGCCACGAGUGCGACCCGUCGAAGCCGGCCCACCAGAGAUCUGCUGCGCCAGUCCAUUGCCGCCUUCGUGCGGAUGAGCGAGGAGUCAGACAGCGACGACCAAAUCGACGACGACAGCGACGCAGCGAAGAAGACGAAAAGGUGGAACCUGCUCCACCUGCACCCUUCGUCAACGACGGGCGACACCACUUCGUGCCAAUCGGACAAGGAAGUCCUGCACGCACUGGCAGCCAGGGUCAAGCAGUCCAUGCGCCAGAUGGAGCUG